Ectocarpus sp. CCAP 1310/34 is the source of this 825-nucleotide messenger RNA. The record is from the annotation of a GenBank genome assembly. NCBI's taxonomy places the organism in Eukaryota, Phaeophyceae, Ectocarpales, Ectocarpaceae.
AUGCAAGAUGAGUUGGACGCGCUCAAAAACUUCGUUGCCGAGUGCCGUGUGCACCAAGAUGUAGGUCCCCCCUCCCUUUCCUAUGCUUUGGCGAUUAUCGCCCCCGGUGGUCCAGCGUUCACUGUAGGAAAACCCACGUCCACCAUCGACAUUAAUUUGUUCCACGCUUCCACCGGCCACGUGAAUGAAUUUUUGAUGCGGGAAACCGCCAAGCAGCAGGGUGUUCAAUUGGUGGGGGAACUGCAGCCAUGCGUCGGCUGCAUCGAGGCGAAGGGCAGGAGGGCCCCGGUGCCGCGGCGUGGAGUCACCCGCGCGGCGGUACCGUUCGGCAAGGUGCACAUCGACAUCACCGGCCCGUACUCUGAGGCGUUCGAUGGUUCCCGUUACCUGAUUAUGUUCGUGGACAGUGCGUCGCGGUGGCAACGGGCGAAUGGCAUGCGGGCCAAGAGCUACACCCUGACGUACACGCGGCGUUUCCUCGCCGACCUGAACGGCAACGGCCCUCUGGGGUGUUUCCGCAUGGACAACGCGGGGGAGUUCACGAGUGCUGCCUUCGUCGCGUUCUGCGACGCCGCUGGCAUCCGGCGCGAGUACACCGCGCCCGACACCCCGAAGCAGAAUGCGGUCGUGGAAAGCGCCAUCUGGCGAGCCAUGAAGGGGGGCCACGCCGCCCGCCGCCAUGUCCUCUCCAUGGGCCACUUCGACCUCGCAUUAUCCCCGGUAUGGACGCCAACGGACACCGGCUGUGGCUUGCAUCGGCGNAGGGUGUUUCCGCAUGGACAACGCCGGGGAGUUCACGAGUGCUGCCUUCGUCGCGUUCAGUGA